ACCAAGACAGAAACUAUAUAUCAACAAAACCACGUACCACCUAGUUUCAUAUUCUGGUGUCUCAUUGUUAAUUUUUCCUCUUCCAUCAGCUGACUCUUUUGAAAAGGAAACAACCCUCCACUUGGUUUUUUGAGGUUACAUAAAUUGUGACACUCACAUGGACACGGAAGAUAAAUUAAGUUCAAAAAAACCACAUGGUUUGGCUGAUGAAGCAACUGCAGCAACAGAAACUGUUUCUGAAAAAGAAGAACGACCAUUACGUUUGUAUUUCGGUAAUGGUCCAAGAAUCCACAAGCAGUUGUGCAUUAAGUAUGGUGUUGUUGAUAAACGCUGUGAAAAAUGUGGUAAAGUUGGACAGUUAACAUGCUUUUCACCGGCUUUCCGAAAAUGGGCUUUAGGGAGAGUUACAGAAGAAGAACUCAACCAAACUUGCAAAAUAUGCAAUGAACGUGGACACAUCUAUCUAGACUGUGAUCUUCCUAACGAAUUGGCUGAAGUUCCUCCUCCUAAACAAAAGAGAACAGUGCGUUGCGGAUUAUGUGGUGAAGCUGGACAUAAUAAACGGACAUGUCCGAAAGCUAGGCAUAACUGAAUGUUUAAUUAUGAGAACAAUCUCUUGAUAGUUUUUAGUUUGAAACAUGGUAGACAUUUUUAUUACUUAUACUAGGUGCACAACAUUUGGAUACAACUUUAUUUCAAUAUU
Molecule: messenger RNA, 703 nt
Organism: Glycine soja
Lineage: Eukaryota; Viridiplantae; Streptophyta; Magnoliopsida; Fabales; Fabaceae
Product: DNA-binding protein HEXBP-like
Exons: 5
Coding region: 158-592 (144 amino acids)
Molecular function (GO): zinc ion binding; nucleic acid binding
Source: RefSeq, a predicted model, not a curated record